Molecule: messenger RNA, 489 nt
Organism: Symbiodinium natans
Lineage: Eukaryota; Dinophyceae; Suessiales; Symbiodiniaceae
Source: the annotation of a GenBank genome assembly
AUGAUGGUGGUGCCGGAGCUUCAAAAAGUGGCCUGGUGCCAGAAUGUCUAUGAGAAAGUCACCGGUGAAACGGUGGUGCUGGCGGCGAAUGGGGAGGCCUUGUUCUGCGACCAGGGAUGCUGCGGGAUGACCGGCAAGACCCACCUCACAGACGACAACUCCCUGAGCAAGAGCCACAGGCAUGCGAGCCGGAUGGUGGAGGCCUAUGAGGCCGCCUACAGGAGCUACGCGCCCAGCCUAUCCUUCGGCAAGCAGCCGGCGGAUUCCGCUUGCAAGGCGGCAGGGCCGGUGCUGCUGGCGAGCUCCAACUUGGACACGCCACCGGCCAAGGAGAAGUUGAAGAAUUUGAUCCAGGGGCUGCCCUCCACUGAAAAUGCAGCGGAUCAGUUUCCAAUGCUCAAGGUGCUCUCUUUGGACGACGGCGCCCUGCUGAGCCGAGAGUUCUGGGAUGCAGCGAGCCCCAGGCAGGUCCUAAACCCUAAACCCUAA